AUGCGUGUGUGCAGUCAAGGUCAACACUUGGUAGAUAUCUCAUACAAAACAUCGGCUAUUGUUGAGCGAGUGUGGUUUAUCGCUCUUGUGUUUGUGUUACUGAGUAUCAACACGAACAGUAUCGAACCGUCUAAAACGUCAGAGCAAGCGACAGUGCCAAAGAUUCAGAACGUGACAACAGAAAUUCCACACGAAAAUGUAACAACAGAAAGUCCAAAUAUACACCUACCACACAUCAAUGUCACCGCAGUAACAGACUGGAUAAAAACGCACAAGAAACAAGCUGCGAUUGGUUUGAUUGUUGGGGUGACCAUUGCAGUCAUUAUCAUCCUUAUAAUAUGUUCCUGUAUCUCGAAAUUUGCUGUGGAAAAAGUAAAAAGAAAAAAGAAGAAGAAAGAUGGAGUGUUGCGAGGAUAUCUCAAGAAGAUUAAAUUGCCCAAAUUAAAACUGCCGAAGUUGUCAUUGUUUAAAGUUCAACCAAAAGAUGGAUUUGGCAGGGAAAUUAAAAACAUUGGAAGAUUGAAAUUUUCCCUUUUCUACGAGAAACGAAAUGCAAUUCUUCAUGUGCAUAUCAAAAGCGCAGAAGAUUUAUCAGUGAAGUCUUCAGCCUACGUAUCCUUCAAUUUCGUCCAAGUCGAAUUGGAUCCCUUUUCAGUAGCAAGGAGUGCUGAAGGAGACUAUCUCGAGACAAGAAGAGUUCGUAACAGCAUUUCGCCUGUCUUUGAUGAUCUCAUAACUAUAAACAUCUUGCCAGAUGAACUUAAAGAACAGACAUUGAUGUGUUAUGUGUAUGACGAGAACAGAAUAUCACCGAGAGAUUUGAUUGGCGUGGCAAAGAUAGAAAUGAGUGGGAUACUUAAUAGUAUACAAGGAAAAGAAAAAGAUUUUGACGAAACUCUGAAAUGGCGAAAAGGGGCGAAAGGCGGCGAUAUUUUACUUUCUUUUCGUUGGGAUCCCAGGGAUGAAAUCUUUUGGGUUACUGUUAAAGAAUGUUCGCAUCUCUCGCCUGUCGAUAAAAAAGGUCUAUCAAAUCCAUACGUGAAAAUAGAGGUAUUUGACGGCACGUCUCGGGUUUUUCUAGAGACGACAAAUGCAAAGAGCAGAACUUUAUUUCCGAUAUUUAAUGACAGAUUUCAUUUCAAACUAACCGACCAACAAAAGAAAUCUGCUUGCCUUAUAAUUAGCGUAAAACACCGUCCAAGCUGGAGUGCUGGAAGAAAGGUUGUCAUUGGUCAACUCAGCUUUAGUUUUAGAUCGAUGGGAGAUGAAUUAAGCCACUGGCAGUCAACCUUGUCUAGCGGAAAGGACGUCGAGAUGAUGCACAGUCUACGACCAGCGGUGGAAAUGCCUAGAAAACGUCCUAGCAAGAAAACACAAGGACAGGAUAUCAUUGAUGUGUUGACUGAUGAAGAAAAUCUUUUAGAGGACGAAGAUGAUCUUUUACUUUAAAAAAUAGACACGGCAAAUUAGAAAGAAUGAUAUUUUAUUGUAAAAAGCCUAGAAUAAUAGUAGCUAUACACUGCAUAUAAAUCAACGUGCGUCACAAUUAAGCCGCGAUAUGAAACUGGACACACGUCCGUCUAGGCGACAUAAUGAAAAAAUGGCGGCAUUUUGAUCGAAAUUUUUUUGCAAAUUUAAAUUACGAUAAUAGUGUAAAAGUGUUCAAAAUUUUACAUGAAGGAAGCGAGGAUACACUAGCUUUUUUGAGAAUUUUUUUCUCUAUGAGGUAGUUUUGUUAAGAAUUCGUCAUUUCGACAUGUCGCAUUGUCGCUAUCUAGAGUUUGUUGACAAAAAGUAUAGGACGCCAUGCGGAGACCAAAACUGGUCAAAAAACCUACGAAUCAGAUCCGAAAAAAACUCCAAUCUUUUUUAGGAUCCACUCGCGGUCAUCUUCAAUUACGGCGAAUUCUAGAAACUCUACUCCAUGAAUUCUAGGAACUCAAUUCCCCCUUAACACUCCGGUGGAUUUAUUGCGCUAAUGGCGCGUGCAGAAAAGAUUUGCGUAGUGUAAAUUCCGGGGGUGCGGGGAACUGUCGUCUUAAAUGAAAUAUACGAAUAAAUUUACCUAAAAAGUUGUAACAGGUUAAACCGUUGUAAACUGACUUGUGAAAAUUAAUUAUUUACAACUGGCAUAUUGUCACGAGAGUCGAAAUCACAGUUACCGAGUUACAGUCAUAUUAUACUUCACAUUAACACAAUUUAAAGUUCUCUCAAGUUAUUUUUUUUUGUUGCGAGGAACUUCAAUGAGCAGUAAUUUAACGUUGUGGCAAAUACAGAAUAAAAAACGAUGGACCAAAUGUAAUUUGAUCAGGAAAACAUCAAGUAAACUACGCAAAACUUUUAAUUUGGGCAAGAAAUCUCAUCAAAUGCGCACAUUUGCGAGCAGGUGCACCUCCAAGAUGCUUUCUCUUCGGUCUUGAAUUAAAAG
This is a messenger RNA of Dendronephthya gigantea, 2428 nucleotides long. RefSeq names its product synaptotagmin-7-like. Gene Ontology annotation, biological process: synaptic vesicle endocytosis; cellular response to calcium ion; calcium ion-regulated exocytosis of neurotransmitter. The coding region runs from base 1 to 1449 and encodes 482 amino acids. Gene Ontology annotation, molecular function: phosphatidylserine binding; clathrin binding; calcium-dependent phospholipid binding. The transcript has 8 exons. NCBI's taxonomy places the organism in Eukaryota, Metazoa, Cnidaria, Anthozoa, Malacalcyonacea, Nephtheidae. The record is from RefSeq and is a predicted model, not a curated record.